Messenger RNA from Drosophila hydei, 666 nucleotides. It is a transcript of the gene Spase22-23, whose product is annotated as signal peptidase complex subunit 3. The transcript has a single exon. Gene Ontology annotation, biological process: protein targeting to ER. Gene Ontology annotation, cellular component: signal peptidase complex; membrane. The coding region runs from base 76 to 612 and encodes 178 amino acids. The record is from RefSeq and is a predicted model, not a curated record. Lineage: Eukaryota; Metazoa; Arthropoda; Insecta; Diptera; Drosophilidae.
CGCUAACACGUACAUAUAUACUUUUCCAUUCGCGAACUACGUGUCCACUUGCAUCUGUCGAGUAAACUUUACAAAAUGCAUACGGUAUUAACUAGAGGAAAUGCAACGGUUGCCUAUUCGUUAAGCGUUUUGGCAUGCUUAACAUUCUGUUGUUUUAUAUCUACAGUUUUCCUGGAUUAUAGAACCGAUGCGAAUAUAAAAACGGUUCGAGUGCUAGUGAAAAAUGUACCCGAUUACGGUGCAGCAAGACAGAAGCACGAUCUUGGAUAUGUUACGUUCGAUUUGGAGACAAAUCUAACAAAUAUAUUUAAUUGGAAUGUGAAACAAUUGUUUUUGUAUUUAACGGCCGAAUACGAAACAUCAGCGAAUCAAUUAAAUCAGGUUGUGCUCUGGGACAAAAUUAUUCUGCGUGGUGACAAUGCAGUGCUCGACUUCAAGAAUAUGAACACCAAAUAUUACUUUUGGGACGAUGGCAACGGUCUGAAGGACAACAAAAAUGUAACCUUAUCUUUGUCAUGGAACAUAAUACCUAAUGCCGGGCUACUGCCCUCUGUGCAAUCAACUGGCAAGCACAUAUUCAAAUUCCCAGCUGAAUACGCCUCUUCUAUUUAGAAUUUAAAAUCAAUUUGGUUUAGAUGCACUUAAUACAGUUGUAUUUUAAUGUAC